Molecule: messenger RNA, 676 nt
Organism: Capsella rubella
Lineage: Eukaryota; Viridiplantae; Streptophyta; Magnoliopsida; Brassicales; Brassicaceae
Exons: 4
Coding region: 70-459 (129 amino acids)
Source: RefSeq, a predicted model, not a curated record
CUUACGGGAAAAAAACCCAAACGGCCAAAUCCAGGUUAAGCUCAGAAGACGUGAAGAAGAACACCGACGAUGGCGUGGGCACGAUUGAUUCAGAACGCGAGAGCAGCUCUAGGGACAAAGCAGUCGUUUUCGACUCUUGGCCUCCCCAGAUUUUACUCCAAACCGGCUACUUAUUUCGAUCCCUUUUCUUAUCCUGGAAGGAAUUUGUGGAUUGUUUCAGGUUUAGUUUUUGUGAAGGUUGGGAUUCCAGAGUUCCUAGGCGGGAUUGGCAGAGGAGCUGAGACUCACAUUGCCAAAAUUGAAACUGAGAUCGGUGACCUUCAUAAGUUGCUUGUGACGCGUACCCUCAGACUCAAGAAGCUUGGCAUCCCUUGCAAACAUAGGAAACUGAUACUGAAGUAUGGCCAGAAAUACAGGUUAGGACUAUGGAAACCUAGAGCUGACGCUAUUAAGGCCUGAUCAACUCUAUAUUUUGAACGUUGAGUCUCCUCAUGUUGGGGUUUUACUGUCCAAAAUAAGUUGUAGUACUCGAAUGAUCAUUGUCAUACCAGUUCAGUAUUGAAAAAUAUGACAUUCGACCAGUAGUAGUAAUGUUGUGUUCAUGGUUUUUGAUGUUUACUGAAGUUACGUGACAAACCUAGUGUAAUUUUGCAAUUCAUCUAGUAGUUUUUGUCCA